UGCCUUCUGUAAUUCUGCCUGUUGAGCGGAGGAGUGCUAUGCGACAGUGGAUAGCUUUAUCCGAUCCCCUCACUCGCCUUAUCAGCGCAUCUUCGCACAACAGUAGUAUCACCCGCCUCGUGUCUCGUGAGCGCGGAAAGGUGCGGAUCGAUCAGGAUGACUAGGACUACCGGUGCUACUACUGAUCCAUCUCCUCGACAAAGGUCCUUGAGUCUUGCUCAGAUGCCCGUGGAAUUGAAUGGACGUCAAUCCGCUACAGAAACUCCGAGACCGCAUAACGCAGCGUCUGGUGUCGCGCGACGAACAGUCGGCAUCUGUCUUCUCCUGGUCGUGGUGGUACUAUGGACGGCUUCUAAUUUCCUAGCAAGUACCAUAUUCGCCGAUAACACCUACUCCAAACCGUUCUUUGUAACAUACAUUAAUACCUCUCUCUUCACAUUACCGUUAUUUUCGAUUAUUAUAGGCCGGAUAUGGCGAUUAUGGCGCUCUAACAAAUUCGCCCGGAUCGACUCUCUAUCCAGUCUGCUGAGGCAUAUUGAUUCUCAUGAUCCGAAGGCGGUCGAGAUUGAAGAACAGAGCAUAUCGCGAACUACGACUUUCAGCCGUGAAGACGAACUGGACGAUUCCUUUCGUGACCAGGAUGCAUCCGGUCUGGUAGAAGAGCAAUAUGAACAUGAUCAUGGACAUUCGAAGCUCGGUCUGAGGGCAACAGCUAAGCUGAGUUUUCAGUUUUGCUUGCUAUGGUUUCUUGCGAACUAUUUUGCAAUGGCCUGUCUGCAAUAUACAACAGUAGGAAGCACCACAAUCUUGACAUCAACCAGCGGGGUCUGGACACUCAUAUUCGGCGCCGUGAUCGGUGUCGAAAAAUUCACCCUGCGCAAGUUCUGUGGCACGAUCGCCUCUUUAAUAGGAGUCAUCCUGAUCUCUCGCGUAGAUCUCUCAUCAUCGACCCCUUCAGAUGACACCACUGGCAGCGGUAACGGGGACGGUACCAUCCCUUCCUUCCCGCAUAAGACACCUUUCGAGAUCGCCCUAGGCGAUGCGAUGGCGGCAUUCAGUGCGGUCCUGUAUGGUAUCUACACGAUUGUUAUGAAGAAGCAAGUUGGCGACGAGUCGAGAGUCAACAUGCAGCUAUUCUUCGGGCUUGUGGGACUGUUCAAUUUACUCUUCCUCUGGCCUGGACUUGUCAUUUUGCAUCUCACGGGUUUGGAGACUUUUGCCUUGCCAGGUUCCCAUGAGAUUUGGGUUAUUAUUUUGGUCAAUGCCCUUACGUCACUCAUAUCCGACAUCUGCUGGGCCUAUGCCAUGCUAUUGACAACCCCGCUCCUCGUCACGGUGGGACUCAGUCUAACCAUCCCGCUUUCGCUGGUGGGCGAGAUGAUCCUACAAUCUUACUACGCCACACCGUUGUAUUGGGUCGGAGCCACCAUAGUCUUCCUGUCGUUCAUGGUUGUUAACCAUGAGAGCCGGGAGUCCGCGACUGAUAGUCACGGAGUAAAGAGACUGGCGGGUGGUUAUGAGGUGGUACCUGGUCGGGACGAGGAGAGUAACGUGGAUUGAUUCUGUGGAUAUUUUCUAUAUAUAUAAGGAUUCUUUAUAUACACAUCAUUUUCUUUUUGUUUUGGGGUUAUUUUAUUGUUGCAUGGAGCAUAGCAUGAGAUAGGAUUAGCCAUGAUUACGUCCCGGACGGCCUUAGAGAAUAUU
This is a messenger RNA of Monascus purpureus, 1704 nucleotides long. NCBI's taxonomy places the organism in Eukaryota, Fungi, Ascomycota, Eurotiomycetes, Eurotiales, Aspergillaceae. The record is from the annotation of a GenBank genome assembly.